Messenger RNA from Uranotaenia lowii, 1755 nucleotides. RefSeq lists its product as uncharacterized. Gene Ontology annotation, molecular function: long-chain fatty acid-CoA ligase activity. The transcript has a single exon. Gene Ontology annotation, biological process: fatty-acyl-CoA biosynthetic process; long-chain fatty acid metabolic process. The coding region runs from base 22 to 1656 and encodes 544 amino acids. The record is from RefSeq and is a predicted model, not a curated record. Lineage: Eukaryota; Metazoa; Arthropoda; Insecta; Diptera; Culicidae.
AUCUUCAACACAACUAUCACAAUGCGUUCACCACUGAAUUCGCUCACAUUCUACGACCCUUCAACGCGAGUUUGGAGGGGAACACUAGCGCCUCCUAGGUAUGAUCCACAUCAAUCGCUUGGAGGUGUGGUACUCAGUGCUCUGGAUAGGUUCCCGGAGAAGAUAGCUGAAAUCAACGUUGAAAGCGAGACCCGUCUCACGUUUGGAGAAAUGAAGCUCAGAACAGUUCGGAUGGCGCAGAAUUUGACCUCACUGGGCUACAAUGAGACGGACACGUGCACUUUGGUGACCCUGAAUAGCGAUCACGUGGCUCCGCUCGUCUACGCAUGUUUGACCUUGGGGAUCACUAUCAAUCCGUUGGAAGUUUCACUGCCAAGUAUUGGAUUCGUCCACAUGUUGAAAACGGUGAAACCGAGUGUAGUCUUUUGUGAACAGAGAUCUCUGCAAGAAGUGGAGGCCGCCAUGAGCAUGAUCGAUUUGAGUGUUGAAGUGUUUGUGAUAGGUGAACGAGUCGAAGGGUACAAACACGUAGAGGAUCUUCUAGUGGAGACCGGCGAAGAGGACCAAUUCGUUCCAACGGAUCUCGAGGAUGCAGCUAAUCGUGUCGCAGUGAUUCUGAGUUCUUCGGGCAGUACCGGGCCUUCGAAAGCUGUGUGUCUGUCGCAUGCCGCCUGUAUCGCAAAUAUGGUUGGAUUGUUCGAAUUCCAUCCUGAUGAAAUUGUUCUGUAUUUCAGUUCGAUGUAUUGGCUGUCCGGUUUCGCUACCUUGAUAUCGGCCGUGGUGGCAGGAUCGACUCAAGUUAUGACUAGAUCGCCCUUCAGCCCUGAGCAUAUCUUGUCGAUAAUUGAAAAAUACAUGGUGACAUGGUUUUUCUUGGUUCCGGAACAUCUAAGAAGUGUCAUUAACCAUCCUAAGGCUAGUCAAACCGAUUUGUCCAGUAUCAAACGCUGUCUUAGUGGUGCAGCCUACGUCUCUUGUGAGUUAAAGCGAAAUACUGAAUUACUCAUUCCUGGUGUGGAUUUUAUGAUUGCCUACGGAUUUACUGAACUGGCAGGGGUAAUAGCCAUUGCAGAGAAAGGUUAUUACAAAGAGGGGUCCACGGGGAUACUGAAUUUCUACUGCCAAGCUAAGAUCGUUGAUGACACAGGGAAGGCAUUGGCAAUUGGAGAGUCUGGAGAACUACUCGUCAAAUCGGAUUACACUUUUCUAAGGUACGAGAACAAUCAGCAGACAACUGAAGAAACAAUGGAUUCCAACGGUUGGCUGCAUACCGGAGACAUCGCGUGGUUCGAUGAAGAUGGUUUCCUAUUCCUGAUCGAUCGCAAGAAGGACAUCAUUCGUUCGAACGGUCACAUCAUAUCACCGAGCGAGAUUGAGAACGUAAUCCAGGCCAUCCCAGGUGUUGUUGUAGUGUGCGUGGCUGCAAUCACUCUCGACUGUGGUUUGGACGUGCCGACAGCUUUCGUGACGAAAUCCGAUGAGUCGCAGCUUGAUGAAGAGCACAUCAAACGAGUGGUUGCACAGAAACUUCCGAGCUUCUGUGAACUCCGUGGUGGAAUACACUUCGUCAAGCGUAUUCCAUUUACGAUGACCGGAAAGAAACAUAGAGCCGAGUGCAGGAAGCUGUUGCAGAAGAAUGCGGAGAUCCGGAAAUGAAAACUUGUUUUUUUCACAGCGGUACCUUUUGAUAAUUUUUUUAUGUUUUAAUGUUCAAUUUAACUUACUUUCAAGUUUUAAUCUUAGCAACAAGUGUGU